Molecule: messenger RNA, 640 nt
Organism: Rhagoletis zephyria (snowberry fruit fly)
Lineage: Eukaryota; Metazoa; Arthropoda; Insecta; Diptera; Tephritidae
Product: glycine dehydrogenase (decarboxylating), mitochondrial-like
Biological process (GO): glycine decarboxylation via glycine cleavage system
Cellular component (GO): mitochondrion; glycine cleavage complex
Molecular function (GO): glycine dehydrogenase (decarboxylating) activity; pyridoxal phosphate binding; glycine binding
Source: RefSeq, a predicted model, not a curated record
CGUGCCACACAAGUAGCUAUACUUAAUGCGAACUACAUGUCCAAGCGUUUAGAAAACCACUACAAAACUCUUUACAAAUCAUCAACGAGCGGACUUGUGGCGCACGAGUUCAUUCUCGAUUUGCGUGAUCUGAAGAAAACUGCCAACAUUGAGGCGGUGGACAUUGCUAAGCGUCUAAUGGACUAUGGUUUCCAUGCACCCACUAUGUCUUGGCCGGUGGCUGGCACUUUGAUGAUUGAACCUACUGAGUCAGAGGACAAGGAAGAGUUGGAUCGCUUCUGCGAUGCAAUGAUUUCGAUACGGGAAGAGAUUGUCGAUAUUGAGGAGGGACGCAUGGACAAAGUGGUGAAUCCACUGAAGAUGGCGCCGCAUACGCAAGCGCAAGUCAUCUCAGACAAAUGGGACAGGCCAUAUACCCGCGAGCUGGCUGCUUUCCCAGCGUUAUUUGUUAAACCAGACUCAAAGAUUUGGCCCACUGUUGGCCGAAUUGACGAUGCCUAUGGAGAUAAACAUUUGGUUUGCACUUGCCCGCCUAUUCUGCCUGACAUUUAGAUACUAGUAUCGCGGUCUACUUUUGAUGUCUUAUAUUUAAGUAUAAAUAAGUUUUUGUAUAUUAAUAAAGUAUAAUAAAUUUUUAGUA